AUGGCGGCGCAGUUGACGGUGCUGAUGCGGCGGGAGAAGCGGGAGGCGACGGGGGGAAGCAGCGCGCGGAUAGAGGCUCCUCAAUGGCCGCGGGUACGUGGGGCGCGGUCGAAAGGCGCAGCUUGGCGUCUGGCGGCGACCGCGCUCACGAGGUGGCGGCGCAUAGGAACGGCGCGCGGGCAGGAGGAGUGGCGCGAGAGGAGGCGUGGGGCGCAGGGGGAGAAGAGAGGGAGGGGAAAGGAGAGAGAGGAGUGCGGGAAGGGAGAGAAGGGCGAGAAGGCCAGGCACUGGCUUUUACUGGUGCGAGUGGUUGGAGCGAAGGAGAGGGAGGAGGGACGCGAGGAGGCGAAGGAGGAGGGAAGGAAGGAGGAUUCAGGUUCAGCAGCAGGCACGUGGCGUCUGGGCACAGCCCACGUGGGCAGGCGCGGAGGAGCGGGCAGAGAGGCGUGCAGCAAUGGAAGCCGCCCUGGAGUCAACGCAGUCAACCUGACAGCAGCAGCAGCGACUUCCUCUUUCGCAGCAGCGUUGGAACGUCGCUCCCUAGGCCCGCUCAGGGCGUUCUACACCACGAUUCAGCUGGGCUCGCAGCAGCAGGCGCUGCAGGUGGGGGUGGCAACAGCAGCAGCCAUGAUUGCCGUGCCCUGCCUCUGCGCCUCCUGCGCUGUCUCCGGCCGCCUCUCCCCUCCCUCCAUCCCUGCUGCUCCCAAUGCCCCGACGCCCAGCCCACCAUUCGCAGUACCUCUGAGCACCACAGCAGCCAUCAUCCCGUGCGUCUCCCCCGACUCAACAAGUGCCAGCUGCUCGGGAGCGGCUUCAGUACCCCUCAGCACCACAGCAGCCAUCAUCCCGUGUGUCUCCCCCGACAAGUGCCAGCUGCUGGGGAACGGCUUUGGCUGCUCGCUAGUCAACGCCACCGACCUCUCCUGCCAGUUCAACCUGCCCCUGCUCUCUGGGGGCGCUUUAGGGGGGAGUUUGGUUGGCACUGUGGUGCAAGACACGGUGCUGCUGGUGGGGGGAGUGGGGGAGGGAGGUGGCUUGUCUCAGUCUUCCACACUGGCUCCCCCUCCUCUCAAACCCCCCUCUCCUCCCCCUCCAUACAUAUUACCCUCCCAUUUUCCCGUUCCUCCCUUUUCCUCCCUUUCCCCUCCCUUUUCCUCCCUUUCCCCUCCAUUUUCCCUCCCCCUCCCCUCCCCUCCCCUCCCUUCUUCCUCCUCUCCCUCUUCUAUCAGCUGCGCACAGCAGGACGGGGAGGCAUCAGCCCUCUCCUCCUCUCUCUACCCCGAUGGCCUCCUCUCCCUCUCCCGCUCAGCCACCUCCCUCCCCUCGCAACUCGUCUCCCCUUUCCCCGCCUCCCCUGCUGCCGCGGCAGCUGAGGGUUUCCCUGGGGGAGGGGGAGGGGUGGGGGGAGCAGAAGGAGCAGCAUCAGCAGCGCAAGAAUCCCUAGUCAGCUUUACUUCUCAGCUCUACUAUGUGGCCAUAGCAUCGCUGCAGGUGGCAGCACAGCCACUCCCACUACCAGGCAUGACAUGGGAGUCGGUACCAGAGCAGGGCCGCGGAGCAGUCAUCAGCUCCUCCGCGCCCCUCACUGCCCUUCCCCCCACCGCGUACAACGCCUUUGUUAAGAAAGUGCUUCAGCUGGUGCCGGGUGCGAAGCUCACAGCCACAGCACCGCCCACCCUGCCAGUGCAGCUAGACUGCUACGACCUGCCUGCCUCUGUCAACAUCUCCUCCCGUGCAGCUCUCCUGGCGUCCUUCCCCCUCGCCCGCCUGGACUUCACCAACGGGGCCUUCUGGUGGUUACCACCGGACACAUACCUUCUUCUGCCUGACCCAGCAGCCCUGCCCAGGACAGUGUGCUUCGCGCUACAGAAGACACUGACAAACACUCCACACACCAUCAUAGGAGCGCCCUGGCUGUACAACAAGCAUGUGUAUUUCAACAAUGCUGCCUUCCGCAUAUCAUGGGCCGACAUCAACUGCACAACGUCCCGGCCCCUCAAGUACAAGUGGAACACAACACCCCCGCCUCCCUCCCCCAGUCCCCCCAACCCCCCUCCGCCCAGUAGCCCUCCCCCUCGGCCCCCUUUCCCACCCCCGCUUCCCCCACCCUCUCCCCCUCCUUUUCCUCCCCCUAUUCCCCCUCCGCCCCCUUCCCCCCCUCCCCCGUCCUUACCUCCGCCACCUCCCCCUUUUCCUCCUCCUCCUGCCUCCCCACCUUCCCCUCCCCCUGCCCCCCCUCCUGCGUCACCUCCCCCUCCUCCCCCUUCACUUCCCCCACCCGCCCCGCCUCCUGCUCCCCCUCCCUCACCUCCCCCUGCUCCCCCACCCGCUCCUCCCCCAUCCCCGCCCCCUACCCCUCUUCCACCCGCAUCCCUCCCUCCAACCAUCCCCCCUAUCCCCUCACCUCUUUCCCCUCCAUCUCCCCCCUCACUGCCCCCCUCGCCUGCUCCCCCGCCUGCUCUUCCCCCUGCCCCUCCUCCCGAAACCCCAUUGAUUCCCCCCCUCGAAACUCCCCCUGUCAUGCCCCCAAUCCUCCCCCCGAUUCCCCCCCCCGAGCUCCCACCUUCCCCCAACCCCCCAGCAUCUCCCCCCCCACAAUCCGAACCUCCCACCGCCCCUCCUCCCGAACCUCAAGCUGCCCCUCCUCCCGAACCUCAAGCUGCCCCUCCUCCCGAGCCCGCAUCCGCGCCUCCUCCCGAACCACCAGCCUCACCUCCGCCCACCGAACCUCCCCCUUCACCACCCCCUCCCGAGCCUGAAACCCCCGCGGACUCAAACUGCCCUCCCGAACCCACCUUGUGCGGGUUCAUCCUCGGAGGUUCGGAAACCACCAUACCUCGCAUCACGCUGCAACAGCUGCUGGAUCCAGGUUCGGCAAACGGACUAACCACAGUGACUAUAGCUCCGGCAGAGGUCAACACAGGGGAGAGCGGUGGGGAGGAGACUAAUGGAGGGGGGGAUAACGGGGGAGGAGAUAGCGGAGGGGGAGUACGAGUGGUGGUGAUAAAUGUUGGCUCAGCGGAGAUCUUGUGUGGCGAUGGAGUGGAGGACAAGACAACAGCAGCAGCUACUAACGCUUUCUUCUUCCAAAGCAAUGUGCUAACCGCACGAAACAUCAUGGAUAUUCUCUCGGCCAACCUAGCCAACCGCUACAUCCGAUUACCCAUCAGUCCUAACAGCGCGUAA
Messenger RNA from Closterium sp. Naga37s-1, 3186 nucleotides. The record is from the annotation of a GenBank genome assembly. Lineage: Eukaryota; Viridiplantae; Streptophyta; Zygnematophyceae; Desmidiales; Closteriaceae.